This is a messenger RNA of Jaculus jaculus (lesser Egyptian jerboa), 717 nucleotides long. RefSeq names its product transmembrane protein 134 (gene Tmem134). The record is from RefSeq and is a predicted model, not a curated record. The transcript is spliced from 7 exons. Bases 20 to 577 code for a protein of 185 amino acids. Lineage: Eukaryota; Metazoa; Chordata; Mammalia; Rodentia; Dipodidae.
GCCUGAGCGGGCGCGGGCCAUGAGCGCCGCCCGGCCCCAGUUCAGCAUCGAUGACGCCUUCGAGCUGACCCUGGAGGACGCGGGGCCGGGGCCGGAGGCCAGCGGGGUCUCCCGUUUCGGGCCUCUGCACUUUGAGCGCCGGGCCCGCUUCGAGGUGGCUGACGAGGACAAGCAGUCCCAGCUGAGAUACCAGAACCUGGAGAACGAUGAGGACGGAGUCCAGGCUUCUCCAGAGUCUGAUGGGAGAGUCAACACCAGCUCGCAGUGGUCCUUCAGCACCAUCAGCAGCACCGCCCAGCACUCCUACACCUGCUGCAGCUGGACCAAACACCCUUUGAUUCAGAAGAACCGCCGGGUAGUGCUGGCCUCCUUUCUACUCCUGCUGCUGGGGCUGGUGCUGAUCCUGGUCGGCGUGGGACUGGAGGUGGCUCCCUCUCCAGGUGUCUCCAGCGCCAUCUUCUUCGUGCCAGGCUUCCUGCUCCUGGUCCCCGGAGUGUACCACGUGAUCUUCAUCUACUGCGCUGUCAAGGGCCACCGAGGCUUCCAGUUCUUCUAUUUGCCUUACUUUGAGAAGUGAGCUGUGGCUGAGCAGCGAUACUGGUGAUCCAAGGUCCCUGGCCACCACCCCACAUCCAUGGGGUGCUCUCCUGACCUGUGCCUGGCUCCACUCCCUCACCUCACAGGAAAAGGCCCUCCCAGGGGUAACCCCCAGCCCCA